AUGGGUCUUCUCUGGAGUGCCACGGCCUUGCUCGCCGCUCGCGCAGCCCACGCUCUUCCGGCAAGCUCGACUUCGAGCGCUUCAACCCUGAACGUGCCGAGAACAGCUGCAGGAGCUUCAAUCCCUCACACCAACUCAUUCGCCUCAUUCUCGUUUGAGCCCGCCUUCUGGGUCGAGUUCUUUGGCAACUCCACGACCCCGAACAACCUCACCUUUGGGCUCCUCGAGCGUAUCCACGAACAUGGAGGACACCCCGUCAUCCGUCCCGGCGGCAUCACCAUGGACAGCAUGAUCUUCGAUCCGGAAGGCCCCGACUCAGUCCGGACUACCAGCCCCGAAGGCGGCGUGUGGCGGACGACGGUCGGUCCGAACUACUACAAGAGCUGGGACAACUUCCCCGAGGGCACGAAGUUCAUCUCGACACUUAACUUCGGCAACGAGAGCUUGGACAUUGCGAGGGACCUCGCGGUAGCUUCUACAAAGUACCAGGGCGAUAAAAUCUCGUACUUUGAGCUGGGCAACGAGCCGACGAACUACGCCUCCACGCGCUGGAACUAUUCAACGCAAGCGUACGUCGACCAGUGGAAGGAGUACACCCACGCCAUCGACGCCGCCGUCAACGAGACCGGCACCAACAACCUCACCAGCGAGCGCUGGUGGGCGUCCUCCGCGACCACCGACGACUCCGGCCUCGAGGUCCGGCCGAUCGCCCUCAUCCCAGCCGGCGUCGACUCGGAGCACCAGGUCGGCGUCUACUCGAUCCACUCGUACCCCUUCUCGACCUGCGACCCGGCCCGCAACGUGCGCGCCACGAUCGAGAACAUCCUCAACCACACGGAGCUCGUGCGCUACUGCGACGAGGAGAUCUACCCCUCCGCCCGCGCGGCGCUCGACGUCGGCAAGAGCUGGAACAUUGGCGAGUUUAACUCCGUCUCGUGCUCCGGCAAGCCCAACGUCACCGACACCUUCGCGCAAGCCCUCUGGGUCGUUGACAGCGAACUCAUCUACGCCACCCGCAACGCCUCCGCGACGCACCUCCACAUGGGCGCCACGCUGGUGCUCCAGUCCAGCGACCAGAGCAACACCCCCGGCGAGAACGGCAGCCCUGGGUACAGCACGUACUCGAUGCUCUACCCGCGCGACAGCCUCAAGCGUGGUCCGGCCCGAGCGCUGCCGUCGUUCCUUGCCCAGCUGUUCAUGGCCGAGGCGUUCGCCGUCGAGGGGACCCAGGUCCGCGCUCUCGAGGCGCCUUCUGGCGUCGACUCCGAGAGCUUCGCCGCUUAUGCCUUCUACGUUGACGGCGCCAUCUCCAAGAUUGCCCUCGUCAACUUGAAGCCUUACUACGCCAACUCUACCUCCGACUUCACUGUCAGCGUUGAUCUGACUUCUCUUGCGGAUGCUGCAAAGGGGGAGAGCAUCUAUGCGAAGCGCAUGACGGCGCCCUAUGUGAACACCGGCGACACCAACCUGGCAACAUUCGGUGGCCAGUCAUUCCCUCAAGGUCAGCCUGUAGGAGAUAUGGUUAUCGAGAAAGUCGACGGUACGGUGGAUGUCAGGGGUAGCGAGGCACUCUUGGUGUUCUUCGACGAGAAUGUAGUCUACGGACUGUAG
Messenger RNA from Colletotrichum chrysophilum, 1611 nucleotides. RefSeq lists its product as uncharacterized. The record is from RefSeq and is a predicted model, not a curated record. The transcript has a single exon. Bases 1 to 1611 code for a protein of 536 amino acids. Lineage: Eukaryota; Fungi; Ascomycota; Sordariomycetes; Glomerellales; Glomerellaceae.